Molecule: messenger RNA, 861 nt
Organism: Xylaria bambusicola
Lineage: Eukaryota; Fungi; Ascomycota; Sordariomycetes; Xylariales; Xylariaceae
Exons: 2
Coding region: 1-861 (286 amino acids)
Biological process (GO): secondary metabolite biosynthetic process
Cellular component (GO): cytoplasm; nucleus
Source: RefSeq, a predicted model, not a curated record
AUGACUAUUUCCUUCUCUCGGCGAAUCGGCGAAUCUAAAAUGGCCGGCGAAGAUGCAACUCUGCACCACCCGCGCAUCCUCUGCCUGCACGGCGGCGGGACUAACGCGCGCAUCUUCCGCGCCCAAUGCCGCGUGCUGUCGCGCACCUUGGAGCCGCACUUCCGCCUUGUCUACGCCGAGGCGCCCUACGCUUCGGCCCCGGGUCCCGACGUCGUCGCAGUGUACGCGAACGACGGCCCGUUCAAGAGGUGGUUGCGCUGGCUGCCCACGCAUGAGGCCAUCGACGACGAGGUCGCCGUACGCGACAUCGACCGCUCCAUCAAGGAGGCAAUGGAUGCGGAUGACGCCGAGGGCGCAGAUGGGCCGUGGGUGGCUUUGCUGGGUUUCAGCCAGGGCGCCAAGUUGGCCGCGAGCUUGCUCUUCCGGCAGCAGCAGCGCGCGCAACGGCGGGCGCAAGAAGGUGUGAAAGGGGCACAUGUAGGGAUGGGAAAGGAUGGGAUCUUCGAUGGCUGGAGGUUCGCCGUCGUGCUUGCGGCGCGUGCGCCGCUGGUAAAUCUGGAGCCUGGCAUCUUCAAAUCCUCGUUACUGAGCGAUCCCUCGCAGACCGGGCUCAGUGGACCGCCCGAUCUCAUGGAGAUGGCGAGCGAGAAGCAUGUCUUGAAGCUUCCGUCAAUUCACGUCCAUGGGCUUACGGAUCCGGGAUUGCACCUGCAUCAGGAACUGUUCGAGCAAUAUACAGAUCCUGCAUCCACGAGACUUGUGCAGUGGGACGGAGGGCAUCGGGUGGUGCUGAAGACCACGGAUGUCCAGCCUGUAGUUGAUGCCAUUCUUGCAAUAGCCAAGGAGACGGACGUGCUCUAG